UAUUAAAUAUUUUCCGUCUAUUAUAGGUGUAUAAUAUGAUACGCACAGUCGUAUAUUAUAGAUCAGGUCUAUUGACUCAGAUCAUCGCUGUUCUCACGGAGUUAGUUUUUCGGUACACCAGUAAAACUGAUAACCGCCUCGGGUUUCCAUCAUCAUAAUAUACCAGCAAGGUACCUUUUUAAUUACCUACCUAUCGGACUUACGACGCAUCAGGUCAACUCGUAAUACAUUAAUGUUUUUAUAAAAACACUGUUUUACUCUACAUGGAGGUCAAAGUUUAGAUUUAACGGACUUUGAGUACUUAUAUAUACCUAUCACCGAACUCGGCAUGGAGGCGGUGGAUGUGGUAUCCGAGUCUUCCGAGGCCGCAGCUCACCGAACACCGACCGUCAGUCUGGACUUCAACGAAGCUAUGGCCGACUUCAAGACGAUGUUUCCAACGCUCGACGACGAAGUAAUUGAGGCCGUGUUGCGGUGCAACAAGGGCAGUGUGGAUCGAACUGUCGACCAACUGUUGACGAUGAGCUGUGAGUGUCGUGCGGCUGACCUGCUUAACGGGCCGGACAGCAACGACCUCGGUGCUCUGCCCAUGCAGUCCGCAUUUUUCGACCCGAUGUUGCCCGACGUGCUGCACAACCUCGGCAAGGAGACUGCCCGAAGUAUUGGCGGCUCUUCAUUUAGCCGUUGGAACCCGCCGAUGCUCGGGCCCUUGCCCACCGACUUUCUCAGGAUCACGAACAACGGCAGUAGCACAUCACAAGUUUCAGAGAGCGAACUCAACGACGAGCAAAUAGCGAUUCUGUUGCAAAACGAAGAAUUCCUAGUGCAACUGCGUAAAAACGAACAAUUCCUCUCCACUUUGGAUAAAGACAGUCCUAUGGAAGAACAAAGGUUCUUCAUCCCAAAUCAUACACCAGGUGAUGAGGACGCCGCAUUUAAAGAAAGGCUGAAAAAUAUGGGAAAAGCUUCCAGAAAGAAAUUUAUCCAAAUUGCACGAGUAUUCACAGGAAAAAAAAAGAAGAGCACAGCACGCAAUAUAUUGAAUCAAGGAGACACUCACACAAAAGACAAUUUAUUUCUACAUGAAGAAGAACACUGAAUCAAAUAUUUUACUUAUUGUUAUUGUUCAAAAAAUAACUUGUUCUUUUUAUAUUCAAUUCUGUUAUUGUUAUUAUCAUUUA
This is a messenger RNA of Rhopalosiphum maidis (corn leaf aphid), 1181 nucleotides long. RefSeq names its product CUE domain-containing protein 1. The transcript is spliced from 7 exons. NCBI's taxonomy places the organism in Eukaryota, Metazoa, Arthropoda, Insecta, Hemiptera, Aphididae. The coding region runs from base 329 to 1099 and encodes 256 amino acids. The record is from RefSeq and is a predicted model, not a curated record. Gene Ontology annotation, molecular function: ubiquitin binding.